AGAGAGACCUGACUGAUGCGUCAUAUUGGUUCUCAAUAAAAGUUUUUUUUACAAUUAACUCGACAAUCAUUUAUCGUUCAGUAAAUUUAUUUUUAAAACUUACGAUUACAUCGAUAAUAUAAUUUUUUACUGAUAGUCAAAUAACUCAAGAUAACAAAAACUGAAAAAGUAAAUCAAAAAGUUUAAAAAGUGAAAAAAAGUAAAGCCUUCCAAUCGAUAAACUUGUCAUCAAAACCUUGCACACGAGCAUUGCGCGCAGGUUUUUUUUUUAUUACUCGUUAAUUAUUUCGAGGUUUUCUUAUUAUAAACUUGUGUAAGAAGAAAAAUGUCUGCGUCAAUAAUUUCAAAUGCAAAGCUACAGGAUGACAUGAGCAGCAUCCCACUUGCUGAUGACGACCCACAAGUAAUUAUUCCUGAAGAAGACGUUCCGGACAACGACACGCACAUAUCGGAUCCAUUUGGCAGAGGGCAUAGUAUGGAUUCAAUACCAUCGACAUUCACCAAUGGCAGUUGUAGUCCAAAUAGCUUAGAUCCUGAUGUAAGUCCUGAUGAGCAGGAAGAAAAAGCAAGACUAAUAGCUCAAGUACUUGAACUACAAAAUACAUUAGAUGACCUGUCGCAAAGGGUAGACAGCGUGAAAGAAGAAAACUUAAAACUAAGAAGUGAAAACCAAGUACUGGGACAGUACAUUGAAAAUUUAAUGUCUGCGUCAAGUGUAUUCCAAUCUACUAGUCCAAAGACUAAAAAGAAGUAAGCUUUUGUUUUAUAAUCGGGUUAUAAUGGAUAGCUAUUGAUAAUAACGGUAAUUAUUAUAGUUAUUAUGAUAAUAAUAAUAUAUAUAUAUUUAUAAUUUAUCGAGUUUAAAUGGUUACAACUAGUCGGCCAUCAUUUUUAUAAUGCAAUAACGAUAAAUAUAUUUUUUUUAAUCAAAUUAUUUUAUUUCUAAAUAAUCGGAUAGAGAUAAAGCACUCGAGCAUUUACUAUUAUAUUUAAGUUUUUUAAUAAUUGUAUUUAUUUUAUUUUAUAAAUGUUUUAUUUUGAGCUCGACUGAUCUAACGCUUAUAAGUUUAUCACCAAAGAAUUUAAUUGCAAUGUUUUCCGGAAAUUUAACUGCCAAGUGUGCUUGAGAGCUUUUAUGUAUUAAGAGUUAGUUAUUAAUUAUUUUUAAUUACACGGAAAAAGACCAGUGGAAAAAUUUGUUUCGGGCAAAAACAAGGCCCUCGUAUAAAAUUUUAAGCAUAGUUUGCACUGCAAUAAUUAAAACUGCUUGUAAUAAUGAAAUUAUUAUGUCAUUUUUAAUUUCGGAGUAGAGGGACUCUGCUGAUAUUUGAAACUGCGUUUUUUCCGUAUACUAUUAUUAUUAUUAUUAAUUACUAGUAAUUUUUUGCUUAUUUUUAAUAAUUGAUUGAUUUAAAAAAAGAGUAAACUAACAAAUAUAUAUAAAUAAUAAAUUUAACGGAGAUUUAAUCUCCGAGCACGAGCUUUGCUUAUGGUACGAAUGUACUGCUGUGUAAUUGGUGUACAGAGAUGGUAAAGAAACAAAAAAAAUAACAAACAAAGUUAUAUUAGAUAAAUAUGUUUAUGAAAAAAUUCUUAUACAUAGAAAGUAAUAACUAAAUAUAUAUAUGAUAAUAAUGAAAUACUAAAAUCUAUUAGAUUAAUAAAUAAAUAAAAGUACAGAACAAAAAAAUAAAAUGAAAAUCUAGUAAAACUGUUGCGUUCGCGUGUAUUUCCGUUGCCGCUAUUGAUGUGACACGCAAUCAGUUAUUUAAAAAAUAAAAUAAUGUAAAAGAUAACUGAUGUUUAUGCUCAUGGGCACAAAGUGACUGCACAAUUCCAAAAAAUAAAUAAAAAAUAACUAAAUAUUAUUCCACUGUUAAACGUCACGUUUAAAAAUAAAUAUAUAAUGAAUCUCUUUAAUUUUAUUUA
Microplitis demolitor is the source of this 1929-nucleotide messenger RNA. Its product is annotated as short coiled-coil protein B. The record is from RefSeq and is a predicted model, not a curated record. NCBI's taxonomy places the organism in Eukaryota, Metazoa, Arthropoda, Insecta, Hymenoptera, Braconidae. Gene Ontology annotation, cellular component: trans-Golgi network. The transcript has 4 exons. The coding region runs from base 326 to 754 and encodes 142 amino acids.